AUGCUCGACUCGACAGGCAAGUUACUAGAGCGGCUCAUUCUCACGAGGCUCAAUGACCACCUCGACAGCACCGGUCUUCGAUCGCCAUACCAGUACGGCUUCCGACGCGGCCGAUCGACAGAGGACGCGAUCAAGCGACUACUGGUGACAGCUCAAGGUGUGGCACAGGGGGCGGCACGGAACCGGGACCUGUGUGUGGCCGUCUCUUUAGACGUCAGGAACGCAUUCAACACUGCGCCAUGGAGAAGGAUAGACGCCGCACUCCGCGAAAAAAAGGUCCCUUCGUACCUCAUCCGACUCAUCAGGUCCUAUUUCCAAGACCGGUCCAUACUGGUAGGCCAGACUCUCCUCCGGCGAAGUACCACGUGUGGCGUUCCUCAGGGCUCGGUCCUCGGACCAGCACUCUGGAACACUGGAACAUCACUUCUCGAGUUAGAAAUGCCUCAGGGCGUACAACUAGUGGCGUUCGUGGAUGACGUUUGCGUCCUCGGCAUCUCGCGGAAUGGCGAGUCCACCGCGACGCUUAUUAACCCGGUCCUCGAGGCGGUGGCUGAGUGGAUGAACACUAAUGGCCUCCAACUAGCUCCGGCCAAAACUGAGGCAAUAGUUCUCACCAGAAAAAACUUGUACAACGACCCUGAGCUCAUCGUCGAAGGUCAUUUGAUCCAAGCCAAACAAUCCAUGCGUUACCUCGGCGUCGAGCUUGAUACAAGUCUAAUGUUCACCAAGCACGUCCAACAGGCGUCGUCGAAGGCGUCCAAAUCAGCGCUCACCAUAGAGAGACUGAUGCCCAACGUCGGAGGACCGUCGCAGUGCAAGAGAGCUCUCCUGGGAACAGUCGCCAACAGUAAAAUACUGUAG
Molecule: messenger RNA, 861 nt
Organism: Macrosiphum euphorbiae (potato aphid)
Lineage: Eukaryota; Metazoa; Arthropoda; Insecta; Hemiptera; Aphididae
Source: the annotation of a GenBank genome assembly